Messenger RNA from Symphalangus syndactylus (siamang), 2656 nucleotides. It is a transcript of the gene GNAI3, whose product is annotated as G protein subunit alpha i3. Gene Ontology annotation, molecular function: GTPase activity; G-protein beta/gamma-subunit complex binding; G protein-coupled receptor binding. Lineage: Eukaryota; Metazoa; Chordata; Mammalia; Primates; Hylobatidae. Gene Ontology annotation, cellular component: cytoplasm; heterotrimeric G-protein complex. The record is from RefSeq and is a predicted model, not a curated record. Gene Ontology annotation, biological process: adenylate cyclase-modulating G protein-coupled receptor signaling pathway; G protein-coupled dopamine receptor signaling pathway.
AUCUUGAACGCGGGAGGGCAUUUUGAGUUGGAGGCCCCGGUUUUUCUCCAUUUAUCCAAAUCAGGUAGCCGAAAGGUAAAUGAGGCUUCAAGUUGGGCGGCGGGCAGCGAACUUGACAGAACCUGGAAACUGCAGAUCCGCCGCCCAACCCAGCCGCCAGGUCCCCGUGACUUCCGCUUUCGGUCUCAACUCCUCUCCCUGAGGAGAGUGGUUUAAACGGUGAAGGCUGCGGGGCGUCGCCGGAAGUGUCGUAAACGUCGGAUAUCCGGUUCUUCUGGGCGCUAAGGGAGCUGACGGAGAGGGCCACCGCCCAGCAAUAGACGGUGCCUCAGCCUGCCGAGCCGCAGUUCCCGUGGUGUGAGUGAGUCUGGGCCCGUGUCCUCUCUCCCGCCGCCGCCAUGGGCUGCACGUUGAGCGCCGAAGACAAGGCGGCAGUGGAGCGAAGCAAGAUGAUCGACCGCAACUUACGGGAGGACGGGGAAAAAGCGGCCAAAGAAGUGAAGCUGUUGCUACUCGGUGCUGGAGAAUCUGGUAAAAGCACCAUUGUGAAACAGAUGAAAAUCAUACAUGAAGAUGGCUAUUCAGAGGAUGAAUGUAAACAAUAUAAAGUAGUUGUCUACAGCAAUACUAUACAGUCCAUCAUUGCAAUCAUAAGAGCCAUGGGACGGCUAAAGAUUGACUUUGGGGAAGCUGCCAGGGCAGAUGAUGCCCGGCAAUUAUUUGUUUUAGCUGGCAGUGCUGAAGAAGGAGUCAUGACUCCAGAACUAGCAGGAGUGAUUAAACGGUUAUGGCGAGAUGGUGGGGUACAAGCUUGCUUCAGCAGAUCCAGGGAAUAUCAGCUCAAUGAUUCUGCUUCAUAUUAUCUAAAUGAUCUGGAUAGAAUAUCCCAGUCUAACUACAUUCCAACUCAGCAAGAUGUUCUUCGGACGAGAGUGAAGACCACAGGCAUUGUAGAAACGCAUUUCACCUUCAAAGACCUAUACUUCAAGAUGUUUGAUGUAGGUGGCCAAAGAUCAGAACGAAAAAAGUGGAUUCAUUGUUUUGAGGGAGUGACAGCAAUUAUCUUCUGUGUGGCCCUCAGUGAUUAUGACCUUGUUCUGGCUGAGGACGAGGAGAUGAACCGAAUGCAUGAAAGCAUGAAACUGUUUGACAGCAUUUGUAAUAACAAAUGGUUUACAGAAACUUCAAUCAUUCUCUUCCUUAACAAGAAAGACCUUUUUGAGGAAAAAAUAAAGAGGAGUCCGUUAACUAUCUGUUAUCCAGAAUACACAGGUUCCAAUACAUAUGAAGAGGCAGCUGCCUAUAUUCAAUGCCAGUUUGAAGAUCUGAACAGAAGAAAAGAUACCAAGGAGAUCUAUACUCACUUCACCUGUGCCACAGACACGAAGAAUGUGCAGUUUGUUUUUGAUGCUGUUACAGAUGUCAUCAUUAAAAACAACUUAAAGGAAUGUGGACUUUAUUGAAAAGCAUGGAUGUUAGUGAAAGUUACUACAGUGUGGAGUGUUGAGACCAGACACCUUUUGCUGUCUCAUGGGGCAGCUACAAGCAUGAACGGGACCAGGGAAUGGCAGCAGCAUGCAGAAUCUUAGCACUCUUUAGCACAAUAUUCUGUAUUAGGGAACUUUUAAUUGACAUGAGAUGCUAAAGUCAGACAUUGGAAUUGGAAGAACUGUAAAGUGUGAUUCGAUCAUCAAGACAUCACUUGGAUUUCUUAAUCUUAAAUGCUUAUGGAAGAUGUGAAGUUGAGGUGCUGCAUUCUAGAACUUCAAUAUGUAGCUUACUCUUUUUUCCCCCCUUCUUAAACCACCAGUGGUUCAUUUUUAAGGUUUUUUCAUCAAGAAAAGAAUAACUUUACUAAAUUUUAUUUCUUUAUUUACGAAAGAAUCUUUAUUAAAACACAAACAAUCUUAACUAUGCACAUGAUGUGACCAGAUCAUCUUGAAAAUAUUCCUCUUUAGUAGGAACUCUUUGUUUUUAACUCUUGGUAUGGUCAGAAUAUAAUACUUCCAUAAUUACUUACAAUUCUUGCCAGCUACUGGGGCUAUAAAUACAACUUUCUUUAUGAAAUUUAUGUUAUUAUCCUGCUCAAAGUACCAUUAUGGUUUCCAUAUGGUAAUUACAUUGGAAAGUUCUGCAAUAAGAUUCUAGUUCUCUCUUUUCUUUAAGCUUAUGGUUGAAGGUUAACCUUGUUUGUGCAGAUUACCAAAUUACUGCUGAUGUAGUAUGAUAAAGUCAGCUUCUUGGAUACAGACACACCCAGGGCAGCUGCCGAUCAGAAAUGCAAAUUGCUAAAUUCCAAACAGAACCAGUGUCUUUGCUGCUACAUAUUUACUAAAUUGACCACUUUGAUUCUUGCUUGUUUGUCUCAGUUAUAGGGAGUUUUGUACAAGGUGCCUCUUGUUUUCCAUCUUCAUGGCCUUUUCUGUUGAGAAACAUCUAAAGUGUAUUAACAGUGCAUGCUUUUACUUUGUAAAUGUGGUGCCAAAUCCCUGUUUGCCAUCGUUUUUACUGUACCGAUGUUAACUGUAGUAAUCCUUAGUCAGUAUGUUCUUUUGCUGAAACUGUUGCAUUUUGGGACUUUUUUCCACUUUGUCAUGUGUACAUUUUUAAUCUGUUAUAGUUGGCGGCAGUAUUAAAAUGGUGAGUAAAGAGCCCA